Messenger RNA from Bradysia coprophila, 2922 nucleotides. RefSeq lists its product as uncharacterized. NCBI's taxonomy places the organism in Eukaryota, Metazoa, Arthropoda, Insecta, Diptera, Sciaridae. The record is from RefSeq and is a predicted model, not a curated record.
CUGGGCUUCGAAAACUAAGUCCUCACGGUUAAACCAGAAAAACGGUCGUUUUUAUAAUUGUUUCAACGAUCAAUGGCAACGAAACGAAUUCAAAAAUUGUAUUGUAACCUGGGACCAGUGGUCGAAUUCCAAGAAGCUGAAGUAGUCAAUAUUACAACAAAUAUCACCCAAAAUUUUACACCGAAAGUGAGUCCCGAUCCAAUUUUCUUCAGAGUUCAGAGUCCCGUUAUCCAUUUUGUUGGAAGAUCAUCCGAACUGCGUCGCUUAGAAGAUGCCUUGGGAAUAACACCGAAUUCAUCCUCAACACCGUCGCAUAUAAUUGCCGUCUCCGGACUGGGUGGUAUUGGGAAGACUCAACUGGUUCGAAAGUUCAUAAAAAAAAAUCGAUUGUCCUACAGGAAUGUGAUUUGGAUCAACUCCGAAAGGAAUGAAUUGAUCAUUGAAUCGCUUAAAACGCUGGCAAGAGACGAGUUGAAUAUACCGUUAACUCAUGAAGAUGGGCGAGAGAAAGACUUUAAUUCCGUCGUUGGACAAUUGCUGAACAGACUUUCGCAAACAAAGACGUUGUUUGUGAACGAUAACGUGGAUGAAAUUGAAAGUAUCAAAUUUUUGCUGACAACAGAAACGUCCGGAGAAAAGCCUCAUUUUAUAAUCACAUCGCGGAUUAGGGAGUGGGGUGAUGGUAUUGAUGUUAUUCACCUGGAUGCAUGGAACGUUUCUGAUGCCAUCGAAUAUGUGGCGACAGUGCUGAACCAUCCAAUCGACUCUGAUAAUGACAAAUUGCUAUUGGUGGAUCGAUUGGAAGCCUUUCCUUUGGCAUUGCGGCAAGCAACAGCCUACAUCAAAUAUCAACGGAAGGAAGAACCAGUUUACCGAAUUGUCGAUUACGUUGAAAAAUAUCAAACGCAGGAAAUGCUUGACUGUAAGUUGUUCCAAAAGGAUGCGUUAAACAUUUAUGAAAAGACAACGUUCACAACUUGGAGAGUCACAAUUGAUGCCAUCGAGCAAGAUGCAAAGUACGGCCGUCUAGCUGCUAGGAUUCUGCAUGUUAUUGCGUUUUUCGAUCCGGACAACAUUCAGAGAAGCGUAUUUUUCGUUCACUUUACCCUCGGCAAUGAAGAGCAUGUCCGAGCAGCCAUUAAUCUGCUCGUCAACUAUUCAAUGGUCGAUUGCCAGGAAAGCAAGAGUGUAUUAAAUGUUCACAGAUUGGUUCAACAAGUAAUCAAAUUAAAAUUGCAAUCGACGCAUCAAGAGAGCCUAAUUCUCGAAGAUGGUCUGAUGCUCAUGGCAAAGCUCAUAGAAUCGGAAAACUUGAAGGGGAACCAUUCACAUGCAAUAUCCAUUUUUCUUGCUGCAUUAAAAUUUGACACUUUGGUUGAACAGUUUAGUGCAAUGCCACAUUCAAUUUUCGUCAAUCUGAUGGAAGGGGGUGAAUUCAAUCGGGCUAAGACAUUUGGAGAUAAAGUUUUGCAGUCAUUCAAGAAUCUAUUCGGAGAAAAUCACCCGAAAACACUCGAGGUGACUCUCACCACAGCUCACUCAUUUAGACAACUCGGAUUGCAUACUAGCGCACUGCAAAUGUACCAGAACGUACUUGAGAAACGGGAGAUUCAUUUGGGAGAAGAUCACCCAGACACACUUACAACGAGAUUUUCUACGGCUUGGUCUUACAGACAACUGGGAAUGCAUUCUGAAGCAGUCGUAAUGUAUCAAAAGGUGUUAAAGAAAUGGAAAGAAAAGUUCGGCGAUGAUCAUCCAAAGACCCUUACAUGCGAAGCUAACAUAGCCUUUUCAUACAGGGAGCUGGGAAUGCACGACAAGGCACUUCAAAUGUACCAAGAGGUUUUCGGGAAGCGUCAAAACAGUUUAGGAGACGCUCAUCCAGAAACACUGAUAACGGAAUUUAACAUAGCCGAAUCUUAUCGAGCAUUGGGAAUGAACACCGAAGCAGCUCAAAUGUAUCCAGACAUUCUAUUGAAAUGGGAACGUGGUAUCGGAGAAAAUCACCCAGACACGCUCAUAGCCAAAGGUAACAUAGCAACUGCAUACAAAGACCUGGGAAUGUAUGCGAAGGCACUGGAAAUGUACCAAGAAGUUUAUGACAAAGAGAAGAUUAUUUUGGGAGAAGAUCAUACAGACACUCUGAAGAGCAAGUCGAAUGUAGCCCUUUUGUACGACGAGCUGGGCAUGCAUACUAAAGCACUAGAAAUGUCAGAGGAAGUUUUUGAAAAGUUCAAGAAAAUUUUGGGAGAAGAUCAUCCAGAAACGCUCACAAGUAAAUUGAAUCUGGCUCAUUCAUACAAAGAACUGGGUCUGAAGACUCAGGCACUUCAAAUCUAUCGAGAAGUGUAUGAGAUUGAAAGAACAACUUUAAGAGAAGAUCAUCCCGACAAUCUUAUAAGUAAAUCUAACAUAGCCCUUCUUUUAGGAGAGCUUGGAAGUCAUUCCGAAGCCCUGGACAUGUCGGAAAGGGUGUUAGAACAAAUCAAGAAUGUAUUGGGAGAAAAUCAUCCGAGCACUCUCAUCAUUCAAUCCAAUAUCGCAGGCUUGUAUAAUGAAUCGGGUAUGAAGUCUGAGGCUCUUGAAAUGUUUAAAGAUAUUUUCGAAAGACAUAAAAAAAUUGUAGGAGAAGACCAUCAACGCACACUAACAAUUGAGUCAAAUGUAGCCCUCUUAUAUGGUGAACUGGGAAUGAAAUCCCUUGCACAUAAAAUGUUUGAGGAAGUAUUUGAGAAGCGAAAGAAGACUUUAGGCGAUGAUCAUCUGAAAACUAUUCAAAGUAAAGCGAAUGUAGCUAAAUUUAAGGGAGACGAGUUUUCUUAUUCGUCAAGAAGUUUCUUAUCAUUUCGGGUUUCUCAGAAAAUACUCUCCUUCCUCAUCUUUUGUUCCCUAUUUGCUGGUGUUGAUGGGACUUUAAAUUAA